This is a messenger RNA of Trichomycterus rosablanca, 853 nucleotides long. RefSeq names its product glutathione S-transferase zeta 1 (gene gstz1). Gene Ontology annotation, cellular component: cytoplasm; mitochondrion. The coding region runs from base 80 to 730 and encodes 216 amino acids. Gene Ontology annotation, molecular function: maleylacetoacetate isomerase activity; glutathione transferase activity. The transcript is spliced from 9 exons. NCBI's taxonomy places the organism in Eukaryota, Metazoa, Chordata, Actinopteri, Siluriformes, Trichomycteridae. Gene Ontology annotation, biological process: glutathione metabolic process; L-phenylalanine catabolic process. The record is from RefSeq and is a predicted model, not a curated record.
UUUACCUCCGCUCUCAUUGGCUCCUAACUUUAAGGAUUUUAACCCCGAAUACUUCGAACGCAAUUUACAGUUCACUAUCAUGGCUUCUCAAAUAAAGCCUGUUCUACAUGGAUAUUUCAGGAGUUCAUGUUCAUGGAGAGUGCGGAUUGCUUUUGCACUAAAGGGGAUUGAGUAUGACCAGGUACCAGUGAACCUCGUCGCGGAUGGAGGCAAACAGCUUACAGAUCAGUAUAAAGCAAUAAACCCAAUGCAACAGGUGCCAGCUGUCACUAUUGAUGGCAUUACCCUGUCACAGUCACUGGCCAUCAUCCAGUACAUUGAUGAAACUCGCCCUGAGCCACGUCUCCUACCGACUGACCCAAAACAGCGAGCUCAAGUGCGCAUAAUCUGUGACAUAAUAGCCUCUGGGAUACAGCCUCUACAGAACCUUUAUGUCCUACAGAAAAUUGGUGCAGAAAAGGUACAGUGGGCUCAACAUUUCAUCAACAAAGGAUUUAAGGCCCUCGAGUCUAAACUGAAGGAGAAGGCUGGGACAUACUGUGUUGGAAAUGAGAUAUCCAUGGCAGACAUUUGUCUUGUGCCGCAGGUCUACAAUGCUGAACGGUUUAAAGUGGAUUUAAAUCAGUUUCCCAUCAUCAAACGAAUAAACCAGACCUUACUGGAGCUUGAGGCGUUCAAAGUCAGUCAUCCAUCCUGUCAGCCUGAUACACCAGAUGACUUGAGAGCAUAAAUCCAAAUUUUAAACACUUUACUUCACUUCUGUAACUGCUAGACUGAUGCUAGUGACAUAUUCAAAUUCCACUAAAAUGAAAAUGUCAAACAUUCAGUCCAAUUAAACUUUGUUCAUUGUGUU